Rubroshorea leprosula is the source of this 951-nucleotide messenger RNA. NCBI's taxonomy places the organism in Eukaryota, Viridiplantae, Streptophyta, Magnoliopsida, Malvales, Dipterocarpaceae. The record is from the annotation of a GenBank genome assembly.
GCAGCAGCAGUUUCCGCGGUGACUCUCGCCGUCUGCCUAGGGUUUUGUCAUUGAGCUUAAUUUGGGAAUUUUUCUCCUGUUCCCAAUUAUCAAUCAAGGUUGUAUAUGUGCAUGCUAAGUGUAUAUAGCAAUCUUCAGAGCUGUUCCUGGUGAAGAAAAUAGGAUGAACAUGGAGUUGAAUCAUUUAUGGGUACAUGCAGUAGUGAGAUUACGGAAUUUGUGAACUUUUAGCAUGUCUAUGGAAGUCACUCAAGUCAGCUCUUGGAGUGGCACUGACACAUUACACUUUUUAUAUUACUCAAGGACAUAGAUCUUAGAAAGUGCAAUUCUCCUGCACCCAUAGUGUGUGCAAUUCCUGGUUUUCAAAAAUGAGCCAUGCUAAGGAAGAACCCUCAUUCGGCACUCAAUGGGCUAUUAAUGUGAUUUCAGCAGUUAAGGGGAUUCACAGGCUUAGCUCACAUGAGCUGAGUAAGUUGCUGAGGGAUUCUGAGAAUUUUACCAUUAACUUUGUUAAUGAAAAAGAAUUGUCAGAUAAGAUUGAUAUGGAAAAACUUGCAGGCUGUCUUCCUUUGCACCUCAUUGCAGUUCUUAUAUCAUCUGAUAGAGAUGAAGCUGUGUUCAGAUAUUUGUUGUGUGGCAUGAGGCUUUUGCAUUCCCUAUGUGAUUUAGCUCCUCGACAUGCUAAACUAGAGCAGAUAUUGCUUGAUGAUGUAAAAGUAUCAGAACAGCUGCUAGAUCUUGUCUUUUAUUUGCUAAUUGUACUCAAUAACCAUAGAGAGGAGGUCCAUAAUUCGGGUCCUUUGCCUCUUUUACAUUCAGCACUAGUGGCAUGCAGCCUCCAUCUAUUGAGUGCUUGUAUCUCUUCACAGUGGCAAGAUCUUGCUCAAGUGUUGGUAGUGCACCCUAAGGUAGAACUUACUUGAGAGAAUUAUAUAAAUUUGCAUGUUUAUG